Molecule: messenger RNA, 632 nt
Organism: Rotaria sp. Silwood2
Lineage: Eukaryota; Metazoa; Rotifera; Eurotatoria; Philodinida; Philodinidae
Source: the annotation of a GenBank genome assembly
GUCUUCUUGGUGCCAAUUUUCAUGUAUCAGAAGCAAAGAUAUCAACUAUAGUUGGUGAACGAGUAAAAGACUAUUUGGUUAAUAUUAAUUUGGAUAUGUUAGGAUCACCAAAUUUUAUAUUUGGUAUUUAUGAUGGUAAAACAGCUCCGAGUACUGCUCUAGACGCUGCUAAACCUGGAAGUAAUAAAAUGACAACAUUAUUUCAAGAUUGGUUUAUUGGAAAUAACUUUCCUUGGGAUUAUACAAACUUCGAUGGUCGUAGUGAUUAUGGUCCAUUUUUAGCUGCGGGUGUAGCUGCAGGCGGACUUUUUUCGGGAGCCGACGCAUUAAAAACAGUAGAACAACGUAAUAGAUACAAUACUAUGCUCGGAGCAGGUUUUGGUGGAACUUCAGGAAUUCGACAAGAUAAAUGUUAUCAUCAAUCGUGUGAUAAAACGAGUAAUAUCAAUAAAUUUGCUCUUGAUAAAAUGGUACAAGCAACAGCAUAUGCUAUUGAAAGUCUAGGUCGACAAUCUGAUUUACACAGUUGGUUAUAUCCUGCUGGAGAAAUAAAAGAACUUCAAAGACAAACACCACAGCAAAAAUUUGAAUACAAUUCCAUUAAUGAAUAUUUUGGACUACCUUAUAAUUAA